GGUGUCUGCGGCAGCUUCACGCGCGCUCAUUUGAGCGGAGACGCAGAUCGCUGAUUGCACACUAAACUGUCUGAGUAGAAGCGGAGAACCAUCCAACCUGUCACCAUGAAGAGGACCGCUCUGUUCGUGUUCGUCGCCGUCUGUGCUCUCUCAGCACUGUCAUUGGCUGAAGACAAAGGUAAAUCCAAACCUUCUGCGACCAUGUCACCGCCAGGGGAGUUUGGCAAAACAACAAUUAAGCCCUCUACCAACACCACCACCCAUGCGCCCAACACCACCACCCAUGCGCCCAACACCACCACGCAUGCUCCCAACACCACCACGCAUGCUCCCAACACCACCACCCAUGCGCCCAACACCACCACGCAUGCUCCCAACACCACCACGCAUGCUCCCAACACCACCACUCAUGCUCCCAACACCACUACCAGCAAGCCGACAACAACCACAAAACCUCCCAUCACGCCUGCUCCCACUGCCCCACCUAAAAUGACUGUCGGUAACUACACCUUGAGAGAUAAAGCCGGGAUUUGCCUGAUGGCUAAGAUGGCGCUGCAGAUCCGACUGGCAUCGUCAAAGCCCAAUGGAGCCUUCAUUCUUCAGCCAAAUAAGACCACAGCCGUUGGGAACUGUGGCGAACGCAAAGCCAACCUUACCCUUACCUUCCCAGAGGGCUUCAUCACCUUCAUGUUCAAUAAGAGCACAGAAGAUAAUAUGGGCUAUGUUAAUGCUCUAUAUUUCAACAUCUCCUAUCCCUUAAGUGCAGGAGAUAAUGCCCAGCACACUGCCAAAAACGAGUCAGUGCAUCUCUUCGUUGCAAAGAUCGGAAACUCCUUCUCCUGCAAGAAUGAAUCGCUCUUCAUGGGGAACAUGCUGUACAUGGAUGUCACUCAGAGUCAGAUGCAAGCCUUCAAUCUGACCAAAAGCGGCGAAUUUGGCCGACCUGACAGGUGUGCUGCUGACCAGCCUAACUACCGUGUUGCCAUUGCGGUGGGAGUGGUGUUGCUGGUGCUCAUCCUUAUAGUGGUGGUGGCCUACCUGUUGGGCCGCAGGAGGAGGACCGAUGGCUACCAGUCUCUGUGAGAGAGGCUGGACAGAGGUCAAUCAGAGAUUACUCCCAUUAUACACCAAAGUCAGUGAGGCUGUAAUCUGUCUCAGGGCCAAAAGGGUACUUCCACUUAAGACUCAAUUGCCACAUUUUCUGUCCUUUUGCUCUCAUUUACUUUAUUAUAAACAGUGUUUUAUCUAGAGGUCCCAUAUAUAGAGGCUGGAGCUUGCCACUAAUACAUUCAUUAAAACCUAAAUAAAACAAGUCAAACUAUAAUGGUUAUAGCAUGGAUCUGAAAAAUGUUUUGAUGGAAUAUGAAAGGUCAACAAACAAGUGGAAGCAAAUUAUAUUUUAAAACAGUUACUUUUUAAACUAAGCAUUUUAUAAUUUCAUUUUAAUAAUCAAUUAUUAAUUCAUUAUUUAAAGACAAUGCUCAAGACUCCACACGUUUAGAUUGUAGAAGGCCAACAUUAUACAACGUUUUUUUUUUAAUUUAACAUGCCAAUAGCCAGUCGUUCUGUGGAAAAUAACCGCAAAUGACAAGAGCUUAACCCCUGAAUUAUAUUUUGAUAUUUUCAUCAAGGCUCUGAUAUAGCAUCUGUCUCACUAACAAUUAUGAUGUUAAUAAUGACCAAUCCAUACAGACUGACAGCUUCAUGGAUAAAACUGACUAAAAUGUCUCUCGGAAUAAGUUCAGGGUAUUCUUUCCCAUAGACAUCUAGUGUAAUGGCGGUCAGUACUGUGAUAAUGAUGUGUUUUUAUAUGAAAUGUUUGACAAGAGGCUCCCUUCAUCAGUCUGACCCCACAUUAACCCCUCACUGAGCAAUGGAACUCUGAAGAUAAAAUAAAGUCAAGAUAAAAUGAAGUCAGAAUUUACCAUCCUCUGUCUAAAUGAUAUACAUGCAUAUAUAUGCAUACGUGAUAAAGCACAUUUAAAGUUUCUUUCCUGUAGUGGGAUUAUGUGUUUAAAUGUUUAGUUAUUUCUUUGUUUUUGUAUUGAGUCAAAUCAUGUGUUUUCCAUCACACAGGGUCUUAUUGUAAAACAGAAGGGAAGGUAUCCAAUCACUAACUUUACAGGUGAUCAUACUGAGUGUUUUUGCAAUAUUAAUCAGCACAAAGGGAAAAGCAGAAGUAUGUUUGUCUGGGAUUAUUUCUACACUGCAACAUUAAUUGCACUGAUUGCUGUUCAAACUGAUUAACUAUCUUUUUCAUACUGUAUAUGUAGCUGAUGCUGUACUUCCAUGCAAGUUCAGUGAUGCACUAUCCAUGCAGGUCAGUAAUGAGUGUAGUCCAAUUCGGAUCUGUAAUAUGUCAUACAUUCGUGACAUCUUAAGAGUCCAUCUCUACUCCCCCUGCCAAGUCUACUCUGACACACAGCACUGCCUUAAAGGUACAUUUUGAUAUUUUGGGAAAUGCCUAUAUGCGCUUUCUCCUUUUCUCAAUUUCAGUUAGAGUACACAAGUUCUGAUUCCCAAAUGCUUGCAUCAUGUUAGGGUCAGUUCAUCCAAAUUAUAAAAAGACAUACUUCGUCCCAUACUGUCCCAUAAUAUCUAUCUAUGGUUUAAGUUGUUUUUAAGAGUCAGAUUGUUCUUGAACGUCACUUGAAUACAAUGAUGGUGAAUGGAGCUGAAUUUGUGUCUCACAAGUUGAAAAUGUUAUCUUAUUCAGUAGAAAGUAGUUCCGGUGAAAACUGUUGUCUGGACAAUAUCAGAGUAACAAGGACACUGUUUCUAGAAAAAAAACAAGCUGCUGAGGAGUUUGUUAGGACAUCUCUCAAUGCGGAGCACCUUCACUGUCAUGGGGUGGGAGCAGAAAUAUCAGAGGCCGAUAUCUGAAAACUUAAAUAGGCUAGACUUACCUUUAAAUAAUGCUUUGCAUGGCAGUAUUAUUAUAAUAAAGCGUGGCAUGGUGGGUGGAGGAGACUCUGGGUGUGAUAUCACUGAUUGGUUCCAGUCUGUCCCCUUUUGUAUCUUCUCUCAGUAAUUGUCAGCUUCUGCAGUAGUUGUAAAAUGGUACAGUUGGACUCACUGAAUUGAUGACCUGCUGCUCACAUCUGCAGUACCAGAUUUUGUCCAUCAGGUGAAGUUAAAGUUAAAAAGGGAACAGAAAUGAGGGAUGGUACUGUCUGUACAGUUAUCCACAGUGUGUGAGCACUUUUACCUGUUGUUAACUUCUUGCCAAUAAAGUAUGAUAUAUUUCUAAA
This is a messenger RNA of Acanthopagrus latus (yellowfin seabream), 3251 nucleotides long. Its product is annotated as macrosialin. Gene Ontology annotation, cellular component: membrane. The record is from RefSeq and is a predicted model, not a curated record. The coding region runs from base 106 to 1083 and encodes 325 amino acids. The transcript has 6 exons. NCBI's taxonomy places the organism in Eukaryota, Metazoa, Chordata, Actinopteri, Spariformes, Sparidae.